AUGGACACUGUCAAUUUUCUUGGAAUCUCUAUAGUGGGACAAAGUUCUGCUCGUGGAGAUAACGGAAUCUAUGUAGCUAAUAUUAUGAAAGGAGGUGCAGUUGCACUUGAUGGCAGAAUUAGUGCUGGAGAUAUGAUCUUGCAAGUUAACGAUAUAUCAUUUGAUAACUUCACAAAUGACCAAGCAGUCGAUGUUCUGCGAGACGCAGUGGCUAGGAAAGGUCCUAUCAAGUUAACUGUUGCCAAGUGUUUUGACAGCGGACCGAAGAGCUGUUUCACGAUUCCUAGAAAUCAUCGAGAUGAGCCUGUCAGGCCAAUUGAUACGCAAGCAUGGAUUCAGCACACGAAUGCUAUGCGAGGAAUGCCAAGCAUUCUAGAAGGCUCAGAAGGAGCGCCAACCCCUAUACCGGGAGAUUGGCCGCAUGGAAGACCACCAAGUAGUUCAACCGUGACAUCAACUGGCUCAAAUGGACAGAACACGGUCGUGACUGGGCAACACAUCCGGUUAGACAUACAUACUGACAAAAAGAAGGUCGUUGAGGUAAUGGCAAUGCCCAAUUCUGGCCUAGAUAUAAAGAAUAGAACGUGGCUGAAGAUUCCAAUUCCAAUGUCGUUCUUGGGAAAAGAUCUUUUGGAUUGGCUUUUGGCUCACGUUGACGGUUUGUUAGAACGAAAGGAUGCACGGAAGUACGCGGCUGAGCUACUCAAACGAAAGCUUAUUGCUCACGUAGUUAACAAGAUUACCUUCACUGAACAAUGCUACUAUGUUCUUGGAGAGGAGUGCGCAGAUUUCGCUCGCUAUCGUGCCCAUCCAGAAGACCUGGUUGCUCAUCAGCAACUGGCCGCUGGCCAACAGCAGCGAAUGCAUUGGACUACGGUGCCAGGAGGCGCAGCGACUAAAGCGCCUGCAUCGAUGGUAAGCGACGCGCAUGGACGGAUGUACGUCAUGGAUAUUUGA
Molecule: messenger RNA, 957 nt
Organism: Strongylus vulgaris
Lineage: Eukaryota; Metazoa; Nematoda; Chromadorea; Rhabditida; Strongylidae
Source: the annotation of a GenBank genome assembly